AUAUAAGUCAAAAUAUAUUUUCAUUCCAGACAUCCAGAUUCUUGCAUUUUGCUUAUAUUACGAUAGCGAAAAAAUUUAAAAUCCAGUACACUGAGCGAGGGAGUCGCGUUGUCCCAUUUCUCCGGUGGGGAAUUUUCCGGAAUUCGUGCACAUCUCUUUUUUCUGGUGCGUUACUGCGAGAAUUUGCAGAAAACUCGACACCAUGAGUGACGAAACUGCGAGAUCUUCGGUGCAAAAUAAGGAUUCAUCCAGCCAACAGCAGCGGAAACAAAAAUACAAAGUGGUUAUCAUCGGUGCCGGGAUGGCCGGGCUUUCAUCCGCCAAUCAUCUGGUUAAAAAUGGAUGCAAGGAUUUUGUGAUACUAGAAGCCCGAAACAGAGUCGGCGGAAGGAUCAUCGGCAUCGAGUUAGGAUCACAGAAGGUUGAACUUGGCGCAAACUGGAUCCAUGGUGUGCUGGGUAACCCAAUGUUUGAACUAGCCAUGCAACACGGACUCAUCAACAUAAUAAAUAUACCAAAGCCGCACAAAGUGGUCGCCGCAACUGAAGAUGGAAAACAGGUGCCCUUCCAGGUGCUGCAAGAAAUAUACGAAGCGUAUGUUUGCUUUCUACGCCGGUGCGAAGAAUAUUUCCUGUGUCAGUAUCUGCCACCACCGGACAUUCAUAGUGUGGGAGAGCACAUAAAUCUGGAGAUAGAGCUAUAUUUGAAUAACGUCAAUGAUCACAAAGAGAAGCACCUUAGAAAACUAAUUUUCGAGUGUCUACUUAAACGAGAAACGUGUAUCACUGGAUGCGAUAAUAUGGAUGAAAUCGAUCUGUUAGAACUCGGAAGCUAUACUGAACUGCAAGGAGGAAACAUUGUGUUGCCAUCGGGAUACAGUUCUAUUUUGAAGCCUCUUUGUGAUACAUUGCCGAAUGACAGCAUUGUCCUUUCAUGCCCGGUCAAGACAAUUCACUGGAAACGGAAAAGCCGACCAUCGAAAACCAAUGACCAUACCGAUACAAUCCUCGAAGAGGAUGAAGAUGAUAUUGACUCGGACGAUUCCGACAAAACAGUAACCGAAGUACCAACUGGCGACAACGUCGGUACUAGUGAUACGUGUGAAAUUAGCUUAAAGCACUGUACGUCAAACGUUCAAAUUGUGUGCGAAAAUGGCACGGUUUAUGAAGCGGACCACGUGAUCUGUACUAUCCCGCUAGGGGUGUUGAAGGAGUGCGGUCAGACAAUGUUCCUGCCCAGUCUACCACAAUACAAGCUGGAAUCAAUCGAUUCCCUACUGUACGGAACUGUAGAUAAAAUCAUUCUAGAGUACGAUAGGCCUUUCCUGAAUGCUAAAAUCAGUGAAAUCAUGUUCCUCUGGGAGCAAGUCGAUCCCGAUCCGGACGUCGACCAGGAAGAAUACAUUAAGCUGAAUUGGUUCAAAAAGAUUUAUUCCUUCUCCAAGGUGUCCGACACGCUGCUGCUGGGUUGGAUCUCCGGGAAGGAAGCGGCCUACAUGGAGAGUAUUUCGCACGAAGUGGUAGCCGAAAAGUGUACCGAAAUCCUGCGAAGAUUCCUCAAAGACCCGUUCAUUCCCAAACCAAAGCGAUGUGUGUGUACCAGCUGGAACAAACAGCCGUAUAGUCGUGGUUCGUACACUGCUAUUGCGGUCGGUGCGUCUCAGGACGACAUCGAAAACAUUGCCCAGCCGCUGUAUACUAGUCCACAUCAGGCCAAGCCAUCGGUGCUUUUUGCCGGCGAGCAUACGCACUCCAACUUCUACUCGACGGUUCACGGUGCAUACCUGAGUGGCCGAACGGCGGCUCAGAUUCUGCUGACGCCGGACUCACCGCAGGAGAUUGUGAUGGAAUCGGACAGCAGUGAUCUCAGUUCGUGGAUCCAGGGCAUCGCCUUAGAGUAGUAAGACCGUCGCUUUUAAUUUGUGUUUUCCUAAUUUAUUAUAAUUUUAGCACUUGUUUUGUGUUCAGGUUCCCGUUUUUCUCGGUUUCUCUCUGUUUCUUGGCAUUUAACAGUUUUUCUGUUUUGUUUUUUAUGUUGUUGUUAUACAUCAAGGAACUCCUGUUCGUACAUUUACGUAUGUUUCAUAAACUGCAUACGCCUGUUUGUGCUUCAAAAUUUUGAGGGCAAAUAAAGCUAGACUGACAUUAUAGAAUUAAUGCACACAAAAAAUGAAAUGUCGAGCACGAUCAAUGUUGUGUAUCCUAAGGGUAAGAUACAGAGAACCAGAUUCAAGUACAAUCAAUGUGAGAGUGGUCUCAUUUUAGAAUUAAUCUAGAGCAGUACUCUGAAUUCAACUGAAAUUUUACCUUUCGAUCAAAUGUAGCCACAAUCGCAGACAGAAAAACCUUUAAUGGACGAGACGACAAGUGACAAGUAACUUUUAUUCUUCGUGGAAACAAAAAAAAAAACAAAAUCCACGUUGAACACGUUUUCAUCUCGAAUGUAUAGGGUUUACCUGUUGUAGCGGCUGUGCGGUUAACGUUUGAGACUCUCGCACGUAAUAUGAGCUGGCAUGUGAUUAAGCUUGUAUAUAUGUUCUCUGUAAUUACAAUUAGGACCUACCAUACUUUUUUCUGAUUAAACACGCCUUGGAAUCGACACAGCAGCCAAAAAGACAGUGACAGUGGUAGUACACAGAAACUACCAAACUUACAAACCAAAUGAUAUAUCAUUAGGCAUUGAAGUAUUUACAAUUCCCAGUUGUUUUGAUCCCACAAGACUCUACAAAGCGAGCCAAUGUAAUCUGUGUCCUAUUGCAAGAGCCUUAUUUCCCAUUGUGCUUGAAAGUUCUUUUCAAUAUACACUUCUUUGAAUUCCAAACCCAGCAUUAUUAAAAUAUUCCUUAGUUCGUCUUUUUACGAUUGUUUCUAGUCCACCUUUUUGUGUUAUACACAGUGUUGAGCUUUUAGUUAUUUAGUUUUACUGCUUAAAUCACUUACAAAAUAAUAGUUAAUAUGCAUUUAGUGCAAUAAAACAGUUCGUUACGAUGGAACAACUUGAGCCCAAAAUAAACACGUAAGAAUGCAUACAAUAUGUAUAGAAAUUGGCGCUGACCGAAUAUUUCACUAUGAGUUUUGACAAGUUACUCCUAAGAUACCUUACCUAUCGUGCAUCAAGCAUUUCAAGUAUAGUUAGAAUAAAUGCUUCAUUUUGAUUAUAGUUCGAACGAACAAUUCAACGCGUUUCCACAGGUUUCUCAGGAACAACUUGUCAAAAUUUGCAACCUAUCGGAUCAUCCAAUCCAAAAUCCAAUUCCAGCACACAUAUACGGGGAGUUUAUUGUCCCAGCAAUUGCAACUAUUGUUUAGCACUAGUGAAAGUUGAUCGGCGAUUCAUUGCCUGAAUUAUAUAGGAUUUCAAUAGGAAAUGGCGUUGUUAAGGCGUUCAGGAAUUUUUGUGUACUGUACAGAAAGCAGCGAAGAUUCAACCAAAAACAAGGACAUAAAAGUAUUUUGCUAGCAAUGAAAAUUUGGAAAAUAAUCAAGUCUAAAUAAAAGCGAAUAAAACAUUUA
Malaya genurostris is the source of this 3512-nucleotide messenger RNA. RefSeq names its product peroxisomal N(1)-acetyl-spermine/spermidine oxidase. Gene Ontology annotation, molecular function: polyamine oxidase activity. NCBI's taxonomy places the organism in Eukaryota, Metazoa, Arthropoda, Insecta, Diptera, Culicidae. The transcript is spliced from 3 exons. Bases 203 to 1900 code for a protein of 565 amino acids. The record is from RefSeq and is a predicted model, not a curated record.